AUGGCAAUAAGAGAAGCCGAAUACCUGGCCGGCCGAACACUUAGAAAAGUUCCAGAUUCUGAAAAGAAGGAUAGGAGUGCUCCUCUUGGGUCGAAACCAACAGAUCAAAACAAUGAAGACAGUGCUUCAGGUCCACCAGCACCUGCUAGUGGAAAUCUCCCACCUGUUGGUCUUUCAAAUAUUUUUGCAAAUGGUGUACCAAAAUUGAAAUCUGUUAGUUCGGCAGAUGUUGGGCGUAAUAAUACGGUGCAGAAUUUAUCCACAAAACCAUCUAGUUAUGGGCACGUGAAAAGUCCUGCGCCUCCCCCUCCCCCUCCCUUAUCUCCGUCUACUGCAGCGUCUGUAGCUCAGAAUAACUACUCGUUGUCAACUACUCCUUAUACGCUUUAUCAACAUUCGGCUCCAACGGCAAAUAAUAAUGCUACAGCCGUUCGUAAUGGAUCAUCAGUACCAGCACCGGCAGCGGCUCCUCCGCCCCCAACUCCUGCCAGACCGUCGAUUUCAAAGAGCAAUUCUAAUUCUUCGUCUCACAAUAAUAAUAAUAGUUAUCCUAGGUACAGUUUUUAUAAAAAACCAUCUGAAGAUAAUCAACCAACACCACCUGUUGUUCCAAGUUCACCUGUACAAGUUAUAAUGCUUUCUUCAAUACCAGCAUCAUCAACAUCGUCAGCAUCACCCUCAUCACAACCAACACGAGUAACUCCUCUUCAGUUAGGAAGUGCAGCUAAUGUACAUGAAAAUAACAUUAAUGUUAGUAAUAGUAAUAAUACUGUUAAUAAUCUGAAUGGUACUACUACUACUACUAUACCUCCACCUCCAUCUGGACGUUCUCCACGACGGAAACAAAGUAGUUCAAAUCGAUAUCAGCGCGCCGGUUCAACAAACUCAGAUGUAAAUGGUAUACCUGUUGGUCAAUCAACUAAAGUGAUACGUAUUUCAUCAAAUAUUAAUGGAAGCGUAACUGAUUUGCCAUGUGCACCACCUUCUAAUGUAAAUCCAUAUUUACCUUCAUCUGUGUAUGAUAUGAACAAUUAUACAAUGAAUUCACGUGCACAUCCAACACCACCGCCUCCACCGCCACCACUUCAACAACCAUCAUUAUCUUCAAUGGACAAUUUCAAUUAUGAUAAUAAUAUCAAUAGUCUUGUUCGUCAUUUUGAAAGUCGUUUUACUUUUCCUGAUAUUGGAAGUGUUCGUGUUCCAAAAUCAUAUCAUGGUCCUAAAACUUAUCGUGUUGGUAGUAUUAAUAGUAGUGUGAAUAAUAAUAAUAACAUCAACGACAAUUACCGUAAUCAAGUGCCUUAUCGAGUGGCUCCUGCAGCGCCAAGAAAUUACUAA
Messenger RNA from Schistosoma mattheei, 1338 nucleotides. The record is from the annotation of a GenBank genome assembly. NCBI's taxonomy places the organism in Eukaryota, Metazoa, Platyhelminthes, Trematoda, Strigeidida, Schistosomatidae.